Messenger RNA from Mercurialis annua (annual mercury), 2212 nucleotides. RefSeq names its product ABC transporter G family member 26. The record is from RefSeq and is a predicted model, not a curated record. Gene Ontology annotation, cellular component: membrane. Gene Ontology annotation, molecular function: ABC-type transporter activity; ATP binding; ATP hydrolysis activity. The coding region runs from base 75 to 2141 and encodes 688 amino acids. NCBI's taxonomy places the organism in Eukaryota, Viridiplantae, Streptophyta, Magnoliopsida, Malpighiales, Euphorbiaceae. The transcript has 9 exons.
GUGUAUUGCAGUUAGAUUGAAGGCAUUAGUAUAGAUUUUAUUCUUAGGAUUUUUGAUCAUAUUAAGAAGAAAAAAUGGAAACAAGAAACGAAGAUGAAAUUCAAGACACACCACUAUCUCCUCCAACAAUGGGGUCUAUGCAAAUUGCAGGAAGUAACGGGUUUGGUCAUAAUAUUGAGUAUAUGUCUCAAGCUUAUCUUAGAAAUAGAUACUCUGGAAUUGACAUUGAAGAUCAUAGCUUCAAUAUGAAUCAAGAUCGCCCUCUUCCUAUAUUUCUUAAGUUUGAAGAUGUGGAGUACAAAGUGAAGAAUAGCCGAGCAAGCUCAGGCAAUCCAGUAAAGGCAGUAGUGUCCAAAGUAGCCUCACAGCUACAUUUGGAGCAAGAUCACUGCAAGAAUAUCUUGAAGGGUAUUACAGGUAGCAUUGGCCCUGGUGAAAUUCUUGCUCUAAUGGGUCCUUCCGGCAGUGGUAAAACUACUUUACUCAAAAUAAUUGGUGGAAGAUUAUUAACUGACAAUGUUAAAGGAACCAUUUCUUACAAUGAUAUUCCUUACAAUGCUGCCCUUAAAAGAAGAAUUGGGUUUGUGACACAGGAUGAUGUGCUAUUCCCACAACUAACAGUGGAAGAAACUCUAGUGUUUGCUGCGUUUUUAAGACUACCCGGAAACAUGAGCCGACAACAGAAAUAUGCUAGAGUUGAGAUCAUUAUGAAAGAGCUCGGUCUUGAAAGAUGUCGGCACACAAGAGUUGGAGGAGGGUUCAUAAAGGGAAUAUCAGGUGGAGAAAGAAAAAGAGCCAGCAUUGGCCAUGAAAUUCUCGUCGAUCCUUCAUUAUUACUGCUCGAUGAACCCACCUCAGGCCUCGAUUCUACUUCCGCAAAUCGACUCCUUCAGGUUCUUCAACGAUUAGCUAAGGCAGGAAGGACAGUGAUCACAACAAUUCAUCAGCCAUCAAGCAGAAUGUUUCACAUGUUCGACAAACUUCUACUAAUAUCAGAAGGCUACCCUGUCUACUACGGCAAAGCUAGAGAAUCCAUGGAAUAUUUUUCUUCUCUAAGUUUCAUACCUGAGAUCGCCAUGAAUCCUGCCGAGUUCCUCCUCGAUUUAGCCACCGGACAGGUCACCGACAUCAGCGUGCCUCAGGAUAUCUCAACACCUCCGGGAUCUCCCGACUCCGACAAGGCAGUCAUCAAAUAUCUUCAAAUGAAGUAUAAGAGUGAAAUAGAGCCGAGAGAGAAGGAAGAGAAUCACCGGCGAACGAAGGCGCCGGAGAAUCUGCAGUUGGCGAUUCAGGUGAAGAAGGACUGGACGUUGAGCUGGUGGGCGCAAUUUGUGAUACUGUUUAAAAGAACGUACAGAGAGAGAUGUAGAGAUUAUUUCGACAAGCUGAGACUGGUUCAAGCUGUUGGUGUGGCAGUGUUGUUAGGUCUUCUUUGGUGGAAAUCUCAAACUGGAACGGAGGCUCAGCUUCGAGAUCAAGUAGGGUUGAUGUUCUACAUAUGCAUAUUCUGGACAUCAUCGUCGAUAUUCGGAGCAGUAUACGUAUUUCCAUUCGAGAAAAUAUAUUUGGUGAAAGAAAGAAAAGCAGACAUGUACAGAUUAAGUGUAUACUAUGUUUGCAGCACUCUGUGCGACAUGAUGGCUCAUGUCUUCUACCCUACUUUUUUCAUGGUCAUUGUCUACUUCAUGGCUGGCUUUAAGAGGACUGUCUCUUGCUUCUUCUUCACUUUGUUCACCAUCCUAUUGAUCGCCAUUACAAGCCAAGGGGCAGGAGAGCUAUUUGGAGCAGCAAGCUUGAGCAUUAAAAGAGCUGGAAUGUUUGCUUCUUUGAUUUUAAUGCUGUUUCUUCUCACCGGAGGUUAUUAUGUUCAGCACAUACCAAAAUUUAUGCAGUGGUUAAAGUAUUUAUCAUUCAUGUACUACGGAUUUAGGCUUCUAUUAAAGGUUCAAUACGACGGAGAAGAACCCUACGAAUGUGACAGCAACGGGGGUUGCCGGCCGCUGCAAAGCUCGCCGUCGUUCGACACGGUGAACUUGAAAGGCGGGUUGCAAGAAGUGUGGGUGCUAUUAGCCAUGGCUUUAGGUUACAGAAUCAUUGCUUAUUUCUGCCUUCGUAGGAGAAUUAAUGUAUGCCAUCUUUGAUUAUAUGAUAUUUAUAUUGAAAAUAAAAUUGAUUUGAACAGAAAUGAACAAAAAUUUGAUUAUAUUUUAAA